GCGCCGCCUCGCGCCCAGCUCGGCAAUGCAGCACCCACCAUCAUCAUCAUGGCCCCACCGCCACAAACUCUGGCACCUCAUCAAAGGACAGCCGAGCAGCGAACAGCAGCAGCGGCAGCAGCAAGAGCACAAAGGACCACAAGGACGGCCAGCUGCUCCGGGAAAAGGAUGAAAAGAUUGCGAGCCUGAAGCGCGACCUGGCCGAGAUGGCCACCGAAUUUGAGCGCACGCUGGACAAGCUCUCGCACAGCGAGAGCGAGACGGCGAGCUUCUGGCAGGCAAAGCACUCGGCCCUCAGCCAGCACUUUUCCCGGGCCGAGACGGAGCUGAAGCUGCUCCAGGCGGAGCUGGACGUCCGCAUGGCGGAGCGGGAAGAGAUGCGGGACGCCCUCGACGCGAUGCGGAGGGACCUCGCAGCGCGCGAGGAAGAGGUGCUGUCUCUCAAGGGCCAUCUCGCUAAGAUGAAGCAGUGGAUCAGCGCGAGCGGAAAGAUGGAGGACCAGACGAGCGACCAGGAGUUCGCCGACAUGAUGAUGAAGCUCAUGAACGGUCUGCAGAACUGGGUCAUUUCUCACUUUAAGAAAGCCCGCUUAGGUAGGAGAGACUAUUCCAGACAUAAUACCAAGUUCAUGGAGAUCCGGAUGGCUGAUGGACCAAUGAUGUGCCGAGUAGAGAUCUCAAGUACAGAUGACGACGUGGUUGGAGAGCUGGCUCGCCUAGUGCCGAUGUUUGUGCAAGUCGCCAGCCAGUCUAAACUCGCUCUGCUGCAGAGCAUCGUGUCACAAAUCAUGGUCGAGCUCGUCUUUCAGCCUUAUUUCCCUGGUCUCCCUGAUGACCAGAAUCGCAGACUACGCCAGCAUGAGGAUGACCUGGCAGCAAUGACGGAGGCCAUCAACCAGUGGCGAGCAAGCACAUUGGCUCUCAUACGGAAACACUCGACAGAGGCCAUCCGCCAGCACAGUGCAUCUCUGCUAGACAACAGCGUCGCUCGGCUCAACCAAAUCUUGGAUUCCAUCACCGAUGCAAAUACGACAGACAUGCGUGACCAGGCUGCGCGGGCACUGCUUAGCAAUGCUAUGGAGCUUGCCCAAUCCCUGGCGCUGCAAAAGGCCCGGUUCACGGUAAAAAUCCCAUCUGUCCUUCCUCAAGAGCAUGUGACAUAUGAUCAGUCCACCAUGGAGGACACCGGCGGCGAGGAUGAUGACGACCUUAUUGGUAGGCCGGUGCUGUGUAUCAUAUUCCCCGCUCUCGUGAAGAACGGGGACGCAGCUGGAGAGCACCUGCAUUUCGAAAACGUCAUUUGCAAGGCAAAGGUUCUGUGUACUAGCGAGUAAGCUGUGGGCAUCCACAAGAGUUCCUUGUCUACACGAAAGCCAGCAUAAUCCCAAGCCGUGAGAUUAUGAGCUCGAUUCCGAGAAGCCUGAGAGUACUCUACAGUAGUCGUGCCCAAGACUGCGGUGCAUCCUCUGCCCCGUCUGAUGAUCAGGAAUUUUCGGGUGCGGUUGGCUGUACGACCUCUUGGCGCCCACGAGGACAGGCUGUUAUCGGAGGUUGAGGCUCUGCGGAAAUACUUGAUCCGCUCCCGAAGUUCCGCAAUGAGACAGCGACACGGCUGGUCGAGCUGGCUGGGCUCAACACCCUCUCGCCU
Molecule: messenger RNA, 1648 nt
Organism: Microdochium trichocladiopsis
Lineage: Eukaryota; Fungi; Ascomycota; Sordariomycetes; Xylariales; Microdochiaceae
Exons: 3
Coding region: 207-1334 (375 amino acids)
Source: RefSeq, a predicted model, not a curated record